AUGGCCCCCGCAAACUCCAAGGCAAACUACAAGACCUACGAGGCCCAAGCCCGUAUGGUCCGCGCCAUCGUCGCAGCGCACCCCGAGGUGAAGUGGAACUACAAGGAAAUUGUCGCAUGCUACGGCUCCGACAUGACUGAGCAUGCCCUGAACCACCGCUUCCGUCGCGUGCGUGCCCAGGCAAGCAUCAUCUCCGAAGCUCGCGCCCGCAGUCUUGACAUCAAGGAACUUUCCACCGACGAGAACAUCCUCCCUGCCACACAGGGAGCCAUCGACAAGAACAACAUUGCCAAGUACUUUGGCCAGUCUACUGCGGAUGGCAUCCAGUUCCAGUUCCGCACCAUCAAGAAGGACGCUGAAGCCCUCCGUCAGACCGCUAACGACGGCGGUGACGUGGCCAACUGCCUCUCCCUCGGUGUCGGCUCAAACCUCGCCCCGGGUACGCCCUCAAAGCCUACCCCGUCUCGAAGCCAGCCCGGCAGCCGCUCCGGCAAGGGAGCCAAGCGCAAGGUCGCCGUCGCCCCCGUCUCGAGCCCCAUCAAGCGCUCUCUCUCCGACGACGAGGGCGAGGAUGACGAGCUCAACUUUGACGAGAUGGACGUCACCCCUUCGAAGCGCGCCAAGACUACCGGACGUGGUCCUGCCCGUGGAACGACGCCCUCCCGCUCUGCUGCCGUCAAGGCCGCCGCUACCAUCGCCGAAGCCGCACAGCAGCAGCCCCUGAGCAGCGGGUCGUCCCCCGAAGAGAUGCCCGCUCCCGUUGUCGCACCCAUCGCGGCCCCGGUUCUCACUCAUCCUCCCCCUCCUCCCAACACCAUUCGUCCCCAGUCCCUCUUUGGCGAUGUCGAGCGCAAGCCCCAGCCUCAGCAGCCCCGCGGAUUCAUGACUAACCAUGGUUCUGGCAUGAGCUUCAUGGGUGCUACCACGCCUUGGCCUGAGCUCAACAGCUUCUCCAACAACAACAGCAGCUUCAUGAACCACGAUGAUCUGCACUACAUGAACUAUGACGACGGUGAAGGAGAGAUCUAG
Molecule: messenger RNA, 1029 nt
Organism: Fusarium falciforme
Lineage: Eukaryota; Fungi; Ascomycota; Sordariomycetes; Hypocreales; Nectriaceae
Exons: 3
Coding region: 1-1029 (342 amino acids)
Source: RefSeq, a predicted model, not a curated record